AUGUCGGGCCCCCCGCCGCCGCUGAACCGGGCGGACUCGUCCAAAGACCACCGCCCUCUGCAGCCGAGCACUCUUCGACAGAGCCAUACACCUCCCAGCCGUCCAGGGAGCGGCGACAGCCAGAGCAGCGAUGUAUAUCCGUCCAUCACGGCUGUUGGCGAAUCGACGCCCUUGAUACUGGACGACCAGUCUGGGCCCCGCAGCCACGGCACCUUCAAUCCUCAGACUUCCUCGCCGCCCAAUGGCCUCUUUGGCGGAAGCACCGAUGACGAUAGCGAGCAUGGGACAAACGGUGGCUUCUUUUCCUCCGUCACAGGAAGCGAUGAUUGGAAGAGGUGGCUCUCAAGAAGGAUGCGAACCACUAAGAUGGGUCACAGCAGCGAGCUUGCUGAGCAGGCUGGUUUUCGAGAUACCCCCUUCAUGUAUCUGGCAUACUAUAUUCCGUGUCUGAAUUGGAUUCAGCAGUACAAGCUAUCAUAUCUCAAGGGCGAUUUCAUUGCAGCCGUUACCAUGGCCUCGUUUUACCUCCCGAUGGCGCUGUCGCUUGCAGCUAAUUUGGCACACGUUCCGCCCAUCUUCGGUCUCUAUGGCUUCAUUUUCAACCCCUUUAUCUAUGCGUUACUCGGAUCCUCCCCGCAAAUGGUUAUUGGCCCCGAGGCAGCUGGAUCUCUUCUCGUGGGCACUGUGGUGAAAUCGAGCGUCGAUUCUGGAGGUGAAGGCUCAGAGGACAAUGACAUUCUGCAAGCCCAAGUCUGCGGCGUGGUUGGUGGUAUGGCUGGCGCCAUGGUCCUUAUUGCGGGUUUGGCCAGAUUGGGUUUCCUGGACAGCGUGUUGAGCAGGCCCUUCUUGAGAGGAUUCAUCUCCGCCAUCGGCUUUGUUAUUGCCGUCGACCAGCUGAUCCCCGAGCUUGGUCUUGCUGCCCUUGCGGAAGAGGAAGGUGUAAAUCAUGGAAGCAGUGUCGACAAAAUCGGAUUCAUCUUCAAGAACGUUGGUGAGACUCACAAGCUGACCUUUGUUGUGGCGGGUGUUAGUUUCGUGAUAAUCAUGAUUUUCCGUGAACUGAAGCGUCGUUUGGAGAAGAGGUUCCCCGGCGUUGCCUUCUUUCCUGAUCGAUUCCUCGUCGUCGUCAUUUCGGCUGUUUUGUGCUGGCACCUUGACUGGGAAGACAAGGGAGUUGAGGUUCUGGGAUCCGUCAAGGCUGCUUCCGGAGGCAUCUUUGAAUUCCGAUGGCCUUUUCAGCUCGCCCAAAUGAAGCACAUUCGCUCAGCUAUGUCAACGUCUUUUCUCAUUGCCCUUCUCGGCUUUUUCGAGUCGUCAGUUGCGGCCAAGAGUCUAGGCGGUAGCUCCAUCCCUGGAAUCGAACUCAGUGCGAACCGAGAGAUGAUUGCCUUGGGAACUGCUAAUCUCGUUGGCUCUAUGUUCACGGCACUGCCCGCGUUUGGUGGCUAUGGACGAAGCAAGGUGAAUAAGACGACUGGUGCAAAGACUCCGAUGAGCUCCGUUAGGCUAAUCAAAGGCACGUGGCAGAAACCCGUACUCUCAUCAAUGAUCUCAGUCGUGGCAUGGUCGCUGAUAGAAGAGGCACCUCAUGAUAUUUCAUUCUUCCUUCGGAUUCGGGGUUGGACCGAGCUGGGUCUCAUGGCAGCCAUCUUCCUUUCCACCAUCUUUUACUCCCUGACCUUGGGCAUGGCUUUGGGCGUAGGAAUCUCCCUGCUCCUAGUUAUCAAACACAGCACUCGACCCCGCAUCCAGAUUCUCGGUCGCGUUCCCGGCACUAACCGCUACGAGAACCCGGAAUCCCUCGACUCCAGAAUCGAGUUCAUUGAGGGAUGCCUCAUAGUUAAGAUUCCAGAGCCCCUGACUUUUGCCAACACUGGCGAGCUCAAAGCACGUCUUCGGCGAUUGGAGUUUUACGGCACAUCGCGAGCGCACCCUGCCCUGCCGCGCAUUCGCAGCCACGACUCAAACCGCAACAUCAUCUUCGACAUCCAUGGUGUGACGUCCAUGGAUGGCUCUGGCACGCAAGUGCUCGAGGAAAUCGUGCGGGAUUACCGGGAGAGGGGCGUACGAGUCUUCUUCGCCCGCGCACCUAGCCACCGGGAUCACCCUGUGUGGCAACUCAUGGACAGGAGUGGCAUCGUCGACUUGUGCGGCGAGCGGCACUUUGUCAAUGAUGUUGAUGCGGCACUGCGGUUAACCGAGUAUGAAGACAGCGUGAUGACACAGUGA
Messenger RNA from Trichoderma virens Gv29-8, 2229 nucleotides. RefSeq lists its product as uncharacterized. Gene Ontology annotation, molecular function: sulfate transmembrane transporter activity. Gene Ontology annotation, cellular component: membrane. Lineage: Eukaryota; Fungi; Ascomycota; Sordariomycetes; Hypocreales; Hypocreaceae. The transcript has 4 exons. The record is from RefSeq and is a predicted model, not a curated record. The coding region runs from base 1 to 2229 and encodes 742 amino acids. Gene Ontology annotation, biological process: transmembrane transport.